UUUAACCGCACGACGGCCGCGCAACGACCUGUUGUGAUCCCGUCAUGGCGCGCUACGCCCGUGUCGCUACUCUGGCCGCGUGUCUCUUGUUCGCCUGCGCAGGUGCCGAUGGGCACCGAUGGCGGCGACAAGCUGACGACGCACCGAAGAAAGAGGACAGCUUGGAGCAAGAGCUAUGCAAGGACAAGGACGCCGGCGAAUGGUUCCGCCUGGUGGCCGGCGAGGGCGACAACUGUCGCGACGUCAUCCAGUGCACCGCCUCGGGCAUCCAAGCUAUCCGUUGUCCAGCUGGUUUAUAUUUCGACAUCGAAAAACAGACCUGCGAUUGGAAAGACGCGGUUAAGAACUGCAAAUUGAAGAACAAAGAACGCAAAGUGAAGCCAUUGUUGUACACGGAAGAGCCCUUGUGCCAGGACGGCUUCCUGGCCUGCGGAGACUCCACCUGUAUCGAAAGAGGCCUCUUCUGUAACGGCGAGAAGGACUGUGCCGAUGGUUCCGACGAAAACUCUUGCGACAUCGACAACGAUCCCAACAGGGCUCCUCCCUGCGAUGCCUCCCAAUGUGUGCUGCCCGACUGCUUCUGUUCCGAAGACGGCACCGUCAUCCCCGGCGACCUGCCCGCCAGAGACGUGCCCCAGAUGAUCACCAUCACCUUCGACGAUGCUAUCAACAACAACAACAUCGAACUCUACAAAGAAAUCUUCAACGGAAAGCGUAAAAACCCCAACGGUUGCGAUAUCAGGGCAACUUACUUCAUUUCCCACAAAUACACCAACUACUCGGCUGUUGCGGAAACCCACAGAAAAGGACACGAGAUCGCUGUUCACUCAAUCACAAAGGGACAGAAUAUCGCUCUACACGCAACAUCGCACAACGAUGACGAACGUUUCUGGAGUAACGCUACUGUCGAUGACUGGGGCAAGGAAAUGGCCGGUAUGAGAGUAAUUAUUGAGAAGUUCGCCAACAUCACAGACAACAGUGUGGUAGGUGUCCGCGCUCCCUACUUGCGUGUCGGAGGCAACAACCAGUUCACCAUGAUGGAAGAACAAGCAUUCUUGUACGACAGCACCAUCACCGCUCCACUUUCCAACCCUCCCCUAUGGCCUUACACUAUGUACUUUAGAAUGCCUCACCGCUGCCACGGAAACUUACAAAGCUGCCCUACCAGGAGCCACGCCGUGUGGGAAAUGGUAAUGAACGAACUCGACCGUCGUGAGGAUCCUACCAACGACGAGUACCUGCCUGGAUGCGCUAUGGUGGACUCCUGCUCCAACAUCCUCACUGGAGACCAGUUCUACAACUUCCUUAACCACAACUUCGACCGUCACUACGAACAAAACCGUGCUCCAUUGGGUCUCUACUUCCACGCUGCGUGGCUUAAGAACAACCCAGAAUUCUUAGAGGCUUUCUUGUACUGGAUCGAUGAAAUUCUCCAGAGCCACAACGAUGUAUACUUUGUUACCAUGACUCAGGUCAUCCAAUGGAUCCAGAACCCUCGUACCAUCACUGAAGCUAAGAACUUCGAGCCCUGGAGGGAAAAGUGCGCCGUAGAAGGCAGCCAGGCUUGUUGGGUACCCCACUCUUGCAAGCUCACUUCAAAGGAGGUUCCCGGAGAAACUAUCAACCUGCAAACCUGCGUGAGAUGCCCAGUCAACUACCCCUGGCUCAACGACCCCACGGGUGACGGCCAUUAUUAAUAGAGCCAUGAUCUCACGUCUUACGUGCUCUAAUUAGUUGAUAUAAAAACCUGAGGAGUGAUUUGCAUGGAUAACAUAAGCGCAGUUAGAUCUUUUAUUAUGACAACUAAAUUAAAACAUGAUAUUUCUCAUUUAGUGACUGCAUUGCCAUCAAACUACGAAUGUGUUUUCCAGUAAUUCUCUAAUGUACCGGGUCAUAAUCCCGUCCGUAGCCUAAGUACCUACCUUACUGUAUGUAAUAUAGACUCACAUAAAUAUUUAA
Molecule: messenger RNA, 1959 nt
Organism: Trichoplusia ni (cabbage looper)
Lineage: Eukaryota; Metazoa; Arthropoda; Insecta; Lepidoptera; Noctuidae
Gene: serp
Exons: 6
Coding region: 45-1697 (550 amino acids)
Biological process (GO): carbohydrate metabolic process
Cellular component (GO): extracellular region
Molecular function (GO): protein binding; hydrolase activity, acting on carbon-nitrogen (but not peptide) bonds; chitin binding
Source: RefSeq, a predicted model, not a curated record